CACAUUCUGCAUUUCGAUACAAACCACAACCAGCUGCAGCUGGGUGGGAGGCAAGCAGCAUCAUUAACAAUGGGAAAGAUUGCAUUCUUCGAGGAUAAGAAUUUCCAAGGCCAAAGCCAUGAGUGCAGCACUGACUGUCCUGACCUGCGCUCUUGCUUUGGCUGUUGCAACUCCAUUAGGAUGGAGAGUGGCUGCUGGGUGCUGUACAAGCGUCCCAACUACACUAGCGAGCAUUACAUCCUGAGCUCUGGGGAAUACCCCGAUCAGCAACAUCAUCAUCUUGAUAGCAUCAAGUCAUGUCGCUCUAUCAAAAAUGAGAGGGCCCAGCUCCAGCCAAAUACCACAGAGUGCACCAACCAAGCAGUAAUCAGUCAAAGGCCAACAGAGAAAAAGGAGAGAUAA
Perca flavescens (yellow perch) is the source of this 402-nucleotide messenger RNA. Its product is annotated as gamma-crystallin C-like. Gene Ontology annotation, biological process: lens development in camera-type eye; visual perception. Bases 70 to 402 code for a protein of 110 amino acids. Gene Ontology annotation, molecular function: structural constituent of eye lens. Lineage: Eukaryota; Metazoa; Chordata; Actinopteri; Perciformes; Percidae. The record is from RefSeq and is a predicted model, not a curated record. The transcript has 3 exons.